Messenger RNA from Phytophthora sojae, 564 nucleotides. RefSeq lists its product as hypothetical. The transcript is spliced from 2 exons. Gene Ontology annotation, cellular component: spliceosomal complex. The coding region runs from base 1 to 564 and encodes 187 amino acids. Gene Ontology annotation, biological process: mRNA processing; regulation of mRNA splicing, via spliceosome. Gene Ontology annotation, molecular function: RNA binding. Lineage: Eukaryota; Oomycota; Peronosporomycetes; Peronosporales; Peronosporaceae. The record is from RefSeq and is a predicted model, not a curated record.
AUGACGAUCCGCGGCACGAGCGCGGCGCAGGACGGGCGGCACCUGGCGCAGGAGAAGAAGCUGCUGGCCGCGAUGAGCUUCCCCAAGUGCUUCGAUCAGCGCGUGGACAUGCGCAAGGUGCAGCGCGAGGUGGUGAACCAGUGGGUCACGGAGCGGCUCACGCAGCUGCUGGGCUUCGAGGACGACAUCGUGGUGUCCAUGGCCAUCAACCUGCUGGAGCCCAAGGUGGACGAGAGGCUGGACCCGCGCCAGCUGCAGGUGGCGCUCACGGGCUUCCUGGAGAAGCAGGCGGGCCAGUUCACGGAGGAGCUCUGGACGCUGCUGCUCAGCGCGCAGAGCAACCCCACGGGCAUCCCCAGCGCCAUCCUGGACAGGAAGAAGCAGGAGAUGCAGCGCUUCGCGAGCGACAAGGACAAGCUCAAGAAGGUGCUGGAGGCCAAGCGCGCGGCCGCUGAAGACGGAGCGACGACGCAGCCCCGAGCGAGGCAAUCGCAGGGAGGAGCCCAGGAGACGCUCGAGGAGUCUGCAGAGACGGCCACGCAGUCCUCCGCGCCGUCUCCGUAG